AGUGUGCCUGCCAUUUAGCCAAACAACCUUUAAUUCAUGGAGUUCAAAGCUUAGCAGCUUCACUGAGGUUGUUAGGCGUAAACAGCUUGCAAAUUAGAAUUUUUUUUUCUCUUCCCACUUUUGCACUAGAUUUGGGUAGUGGAGGUAAUGACAGCUUUUUAGAAGAACGUGCAAGACUCUCUAGGUGUUGGGACACUGAACACGUGGAAGAGAAACUUGUCAGGGUUCGGUGAAGUGAAAAGAAAGAGACGAUAUAAUAGAGAUGAGCUUGCAAUGAUUCCAUGUCGGCGAGUGAAGAAGAAUGGAUGCAGUUUCAACACUUGGAUCCCAUUCAUGACUCACUGCAACACAAGAUAAUACUGCCAUUUCUUUAAGUAUUUGCUGUGAUCUCCUGGUCAUUAACCUCUUUAAGGACAGCAUCUUCUUGAAGUACAAGAAAGGACAGUGUCCACCAUUAGGCACAAACAUCACCAAUUUGCAUGAUUAUGGAGAUGAUCUGUCUGAUGCUGAAAAUGUCUCUAGUUUUUUGACAACGGUUUAAUAACCAUGGGGUCAAGCGGACUUGGGAAAGCAGCAACAUUAGAUGAAUUGCUGAGCACUUGCAUCGAGAUGUUCGAUGACAAUGGAGAGCUGAAUAAUAGUUAUUUGCCAAGAAUAGUUCUACUGAUGCAUCGAUGGUAUUUAUCUUCCACUGAACUGGCAGAAAAACUUCUCUGCAUGUAUAGAAAUGCCAGUGAAGAAAGCUGCGAUGAAUUUCGAUUAAAGAUCUGCUACUUCAUGAGGUACUGGAUUCUGAAGUUUCCUGCAGAGUUUAAUUUGGAUCUUGGUUUGAUUCGUAUGACUGAAGAAUUCCGGGAAGUAGCUAGUCAAUUAGGAUAUGAAAAACACAUCAGCCUCAUCGACAUAUCCAGCAUUCCUUCCUAUGACUGGAUGAGAAGAGUCACACAGAGGAAAAAAAUAUCCAAGAAGGGAAAAGCCUGUCUUCUAUUUGACCAUCUGGAGCCCAUUGAAUUGGCUGAGCACCUCACUUUUCUGGAGCAUAAAUCUUUUAGAAGGAUCUCGUUCACCGAUUACCAAAGUUAUGUCAUCCAUGGCUGUCUGGAGAAUAACCCAACCUUGGAGAGAUCUAUUGCUUUAUUUAAUGGAAUCUCUAAGUGGGUCCAGCUGAUGGUUCUUAGCAAACCAACCCCACAACAAAGGGCAGAAGUCAUCACAAAGUUUAUCAAUGUUGCCAAGAAACUUCUUCAACUCAAAAAUUUUAACACCCUGAUGGCAGUGGUGGGAGGCCUUAGUCACAGUUCCAUUUCACGCCUCAAAGAAACCCAUUCUCAUCUUUCUUCUGAAGUUACAAAGAACUGGAAUGAAAUGACAGACCUGGUCUCCUCCAAUGGCAAUUACUGCAAUUACCGCAAGGCCUUUGCUGACUGUGAUGGCUUCAAAAUCCCCAUCCUUGGUGUACACUUGAAAGACUUGAUAGCAGUCCAUGUCAUUUUCCCAGACUGGAUGGAGGACAAUAAAGUGAACAUUGUGAAGAUGCACCAACUCUCUGUUACCUUGAGUGAACUUGUCUCCCUGCAGAGUGCCUCUCACCAGUUAGAACCCAACAUGGAUUUGAUCAACCUGCUCACGCUUUCUCUGGACCUCUAUCACACAGAAGAUGACAUUUACAAACUGUCACUGGUGCUGGAACCCAGAAAUUCUAAAUCGCCUACCUCCCCCACGACACCCACCAAGCCAGUGGUGCCCCUGGAGUGGGCAUCAGGGGUGAUGCCAAAGCCAGAUCCCACGGUUAUCAACAAGCACAUCAGGAAGUUAGUGGAGUCUGUGUUUAGAAACUAUGAUCAUGACCAUGAUGGGUACAUUUCUCAAGAGGACUUUGAAAGUAUAGCUGCCAAUUUUCCCUUCUUGGAUUCCUUUUGCGUGCUGGACAAAGAUCAGGAUGGCCUAAUUAGUAAAGAUGAAAUGAUGGCUUACUUCCUAAGAGCAAAGUCCCAACUACAUUGUAAAAUGGGGCCAGGAUUUGUCCAUAAUUUUCAGGAGAUGACCUAUCUCAAGCCGACCUUCUGCGAACACUGUGCUGGAUUUCUCUGGGGCAUAAUCAAGCAAGGAUAUAAAUGCAAAGACUGUGGCGCCAAUUGUCACAAACAGUGCAAAGACCUUCUGGUUCUGGCCUGCAGGAGAUUUGCCCGGGCCCCCUCCUUGGGCAGCAGUCAUGGCUCUCUGCCUGGUAGCCCCUCUCUGCCCCCAGUGCAGGAUGAGGUGUUUGAGUUCCCCAGCGUCACUGCUGGACACCAAGACCUGGACGACAGAGCCAUCACCUUAGUUACAGGCUCUUCCCGCAAGAUCUCCGUGCGGCUGCAGCGGGCCACGACCAGCCAAGCCACCCAGACUGAGCCUGUCUGGUCAGAAGCUGGCUGGGGGAACUCUGGGUCCCACACCUUCCCCAAAAUGAAAUCCAAGUUCCAUGAUAAAGCCACAAAGGACAAAGGCUUCGCCAAAUGGGAGAAUGAGAAGCCCAGGGUACAGGAGGGUGUGGAUGUUGUAGACCGGGGCACUGAGUUUGAACCUGACCGGGAUGAGGAAGACAUGGAGGAGACCAGACAGGACGGGGAGGAUGGCUGACUUUGGGCUGAGGACACUGAAGGCAAUGAUGUUGGCAUUUGGAAGGAGUAAGAUAAGGAACUCUGAAGAACACUCCAAAUCUCAGGAAGUUAUCUGGAAAGAUACCUGGCUGUUUACUGUCUAUGACACCACGGGAUGUGCCUGAUUCUACUAUGGGACAGAGGAUUUACCUUUGAACUAUUUAUUUCCUCCUCCCCUGCCCCCAGUUAGGUGCCAUGAAGGCUGUGUUAUGCAAUUGGUAGUUUCUCAUUUAUCUUUCUCUAGAGCCAUUUAUAUACGGGUGAAAUGACAGAUUUUGUGCAUGUACUUGUUACUCUCAUCCUCUAAACUCAGACUCUGCUCUUUUUGUGAGAAUAUUAUUUCAAGAUUUUUAUAAACACUUGUGGGCGGUAGGGGGGUUGCUUAACAAAGAGUCUAUUCAGAAGUCUUGUGUACUGUUUUGAUGGGACCAGGACGAAACAUUUUCUUGAGGAACAAGGAAGUUCUUCAGAUCCUGGAAUGCGGUGUCCUCCUAAUUAUGAUCUGUUGCCAGAAGGAGUUGUUUACAUUGUUCUUACUGUACAUGUAUGAUUUUGGCAUGUAACAAGUCACACGUUCAUCUUCACAUAACUCUUACUGAAUUUGCAUCACUAGGACACUAUGACACAGUCUCGAAAACUCUUCUAAUAUUUAUAAUUGUCAUGGGGAAAGUUAGUAAUAUGUCUCAUCUGACUAUUUUUAGCCACUAUUCUUAAGACUCCUUUUAAGAUUGCUCUUAAGAAAUGUCAAUAACAAUUAAAAAUCAAUUUAAUAAUUGCAGUUUUGGUGGGUAAAAUUUAGAAAAAAAACAAGGCAUCAAACAAACCACUUAAUGAAAGUGCAAAGCAACCAGCAAUGCUUCAAAACUCAAAAUUGCCUUAACAAUUCUAUUUGUUAAAAAAGAAAACUUUUGGUUGUGAAAGAGAGCACUUGUGUUCUUCCUGAGAUAUUGUCGUGCACAACUCAAGAAUUUUCCUAGAAAGUCAUCACAAACCAUUUGAUUAACAUUUUACUUAAACUUUUAAAGUAUCAAUAGUUUUAAUAUCUUCCUUUGACCCAAAAUAACUAGACAUGGGUCUGUUUCUUACAUAAUUAGAGAAGAAAGCACUUGGUUCAACACAUUCAAAAACAAGCAGAAUUGGGGUGGGCAAUGAUCUUCUACUAAGUCAUCAGACCGAAAAUGAACCACAGAAGUGCACUGGUCUGCAUUUGGGGGUUAAGUGUACAUAGUCCACAUAAGACUGAAUUUGUUUCUCUGGGGCAGAGACCCAGGGACCCAUUUCAGUAAAUAAAUGUCUUUCUUCUCUUUUUCUAUUAGGUAAUUGAUAGUAAUAAGCAAGUCCUGUGAUAUUAGAUGCACCAACACAUCAACUCUUGUUUUCUGCCCUCAGGGAUUGGCAACCCAGGAGCAUGAGGCAAGAUAAUUCUUUAACAUGUGCUUCUAAAUUUACUAAAGCUGACUUAAUUGUGUCAAACAAAGUCAGAGUUCAAGUUACCGAGAUAUUGAAAAUUAGGGCAACAAUUAGUUGGUGGAGCUGUGCUUAAGUUGGAUAAUAAAAAAACUCACUACUUGUAAGCACCUCAGAAGUCAGUCAUCAGCAAGUGUUGGUUUUAUGUAUAUACACUAUCAAUGCCUGUUCAUAAAUUCGAUGCAAUACAUGUGAGCAAAUUUAAAAACAGAAAAUGGCAAUUUAAGUACAAGAAAAUGCUUUUGAGGUUUUUUUUUUUAUUAAGAAAAUUUGGGAAGAAACUUGUUAAUAAAUGUUGGACUGUUCUUUUUCUUCUCAAAGCAAUUACCUCAUUUGCUAUUUGAUUUGGGUUGUUUUUGUUUUGGUUGGCGUGGUUUGCUUUUCACAAAUAAGAAGUCUUUUAUAAUGUCAGCCUUACUGGGACAAAGAUGCUUUGUAUCUUUGUAUCUUGAGAGAAAAACAAACACAAAAAAGAAAAUAAGCAUACUAUGUAUGUAUAUAUGUACAUAAUCUAUAUAGGGUAGUGUAUAUGUGUAGCUAUAAUGUAUAUAUACACUUGCACUACUAUUAUACUUUGCUGAAGAGGAACUUGAGUCCAUAAUGAGCUGCUUUAUAAUUUUGACUAUAUCAAUUACUCAUAACCAAUGGUAAAGUUGAUAUUUCCAAUCUAUCAAUUUCCCAUAAUCAGUGAAAUAUGCAAAACAGGCAAACGUAUGGUAGAGCAAAAAGAACUAUUAUGGCUGGUUCCUUUGGGCUUUUUUUUUAAGUACGUUUGAUGAACACUGUUACCUUUUAAGUGAAAAGCAAAACCAAAACUUUUUUUUUUUUCUUUUUUAAUUUUUAUUAUUAUUAUUACUGUAUAUAUUUCUUACAUCAUCUUUCAUUUUUGCACAAUGUGUGCAUUUUCAUCUUGAUUAUAUUCUGCUUACAAUUGCACUUCCCUUAUUUUGACCCCUAUCUCUCCUCUCCCCGCUACCCCUCCCCGUAGUGUGUCUCUGGUUUAUAGUUGCUUGUUGAUUUUGAUUUUUUCUUUAUUAUAGUUAUUCUUUUUUCCUGGUCCCUUAUUUAGGGUUUCUAAACUCCUGCUAUGAGUGAGACCAUCCAGUAUUUUUCUUUCUGGCUUAUUUCACUGAGCACGAUCCCUUAUAGCUCCAUCCACGUUGCUUCAAAUUGCAUGAGUUUAUCUUUUUUGAUUGCUUAGUAAUAUUCCAUUGUGUAUAUAUACCACAUCUUUUUGAUCCAAUCAUCUAUUUUUGGGCAUUCGGGUUGUUUCCGGAACUUAGCUAUUAUAAAUAGUGCUGCUAUAAACAUUGGGUGCAGGUGCCCUUUUGAAUUAAUGUUUCUGUGUCCUUUGGGUAAAUAUUUAGAAGUGGAAUUGCUGGAUCAUAUGGAAGCUCUAUCUUUAGUAGGUUGAGGAAUCUCCAUACAGCUUUCCAUAGUGGUUGGACCAGUUUGCACUCCCACCAGCAGUACAGGAGAGUUCCUUUUGCUCCAUAUCCUCACCAACAUUUGUUGUUGCUAGUUUUUUAAUAUGUGCCACUCUCACUGGUGUAAGAUGGUAUCUCAUGGUAGUUUUGAUUUGCAUUUCCCUGAUUACAAAUGAUGUUGAACAUUUUUUCAUAUGCAUCUUGGCCAUUUGUAUUUCCUCUUUGGAGAAGUUUCUUUUUAGCUCUU
This is a messenger RNA of Talpa occidentalis (Iberian mole), 5783 nucleotides long. It is a transcript of the gene RASGRP3, whose product is annotated as RAS guanyl releasing protein 3. Gene Ontology annotation, cellular component: plasma membrane. Gene Ontology annotation, biological process: Ras protein signal transduction; positive regulation of GTPase activity. Bases 547 to 2622 code for a protein of 691 amino acids. NCBI's taxonomy places the organism in Eukaryota, Metazoa, Chordata, Mammalia, Eulipotyphla, Talpidae. Gene Ontology annotation, molecular function: calcium ion binding; guanyl-nucleotide exchange factor activity. The record is from RefSeq and is a predicted model, not a curated record. The transcript has 18 exons.